AUGAGUAAAGAAAGGAAAAUAGCGCUUGUCGGAGCCAGAGCCGUGGGAAAGUCGUCGCUAUCGACGCAGUUUGCCGAGGAGCAGUUCAACGAUCAUUAUUUCCCCACCAUCGAGAACCAGCUCAAGAAACAGAUCAAGCACCAAGGAAUAGACUAUUCGUUGGAAAUCAUGGACACUGCUGGUCAGGAUGAGUUUUCCACGCUACAUAAUAAGCUUCUGAUUGGAGUUCAUGGGUACAUGUUGGUGUACUCGAUUAAUUCCAGACAAUCUUUCGAGAUGCUGGGUAUUGUGCGAGACAAGAUUUUGGACGGUUUGGGAAUCAGUUCUUUGGAAGACGGACCACCUAUCGUGAUUGUGGGUAACAAGAGCGAUUUAAAGAUACAGAGACAGGUCUCAGAACAGGAGUUGAAAGAGUUGGCCAAGAGUUUUGGAGACGUUCCUUAUUUUGAGUGUUCGGCGAAACAGAAUUACAACGUUCACAAGGCUUUCACAUCUAUCAUAGAACAAAUCGAAAAAGGAGAGAAGCCAAAGGACGAAGAGGAAGAGAAAGAAGAAAAACCUGGCGCUUGCGCUGUUAUCUUCUCAUUGACCUUCCCAUUGCCAACAGAUACCGAUAAACUGUACUUUAAGUUUGUUGUUGACGGCGAUUGGACUACCAGCGAGGAAUACAAGCUAGAGACCGACGAGUCAGGCAACGCCAACAACGUUCUCUACACAAAGGAUGUUGUUUCUACCGAAGAUACAAAAAGCGCCAAAAUUCCCGAGGCUGGAGGACUUUCUGUUCCACUGGCUGCUGGUGUUGCUGGUGCUACUGGCGCUGUUGGCGCUGCUGGAAUUGCUGCUUCAGGCAAGGACAAGGAGGCAGAGCCUGUUAAGGAGGCAGAGCCUGUUAAGACGGCCGUUAAGGAGCCCGAGACCGAGCUUAAGCCUACCGUUCUGCCUUCAUCUGAGGGCAAGCAGACCACUCUGGGUGAACCAGGUAUUGUUGUUCCUUCAGACCCACACUCUAUUUCAGCCUUUUCUGAAAUUAGAACUGUGGACCCAAAGGUUUUGAACCAGCGUGCUGCUGCUGCCAGCACCGCAGAGCCUACUGAGACCACUACCGAGAAGGCCGCUGAACCUGUUGCGGAACCAAUUGCGGAACCAACUGCGGAACCAACUACUGAAACUAAGCCAGUUGAGACGCCUACCGAGCCAACCACCGAGUCGAACACGGAACCAGCCACUGCGGCCGAAACCGUGGCCACCACGGCCAGCCCAACCUCGGAGACUGACAGCAAGAAGACCAAGUACGUCAAGAAGGUUGUUUCCAAGGUGAAGAAAGAGGAGGCCUCUCCUUCACCUGCAGCAGCGGAAAAAACUAGCACUCCUGCUGCUUCCAAACCAAAGGCUAAGUCUUCGAGCACUCCUGCUCCAAAAGAAAAGACCGGGUUUUUCUCGAAGCUCAAGAAGGCUCUGAAAUGA
Messenger RNA from Ogataea philodendri, 1464 nucleotides. RefSeq lists its product as uncharacterized. Gene Ontology annotation, cellular component: plasma membrane. Lineage: Eukaryota; Fungi; Ascomycota; Pichiomycetes; Pichiales; Pichiaceae. Gene Ontology annotation, molecular function: GTPase activity; GTP binding; GDP binding. The transcript has 2 exons. Gene Ontology annotation, biological process: small GTPase-mediated signal transduction. The record is from RefSeq and is a predicted model, not a curated record. Bases 1 to 1464 code for a protein of 487 amino acids.